Papaver somniferum (opium poppy) is the source of this 2830-nucleotide messenger RNA. Its product is annotated as cleavage and polyadenylation specificity factor subunit 3-I-like. Gene Ontology annotation, biological process: mRNA 3'-end processing by stem-loop binding and cleavage. The record is from RefSeq and is a predicted model, not a curated record. The transcript is spliced from 5 exons. Lineage: Eukaryota; Viridiplantae; Streptophyta; Magnoliopsida; Ranunculales; Papaveraceae. Gene Ontology annotation, molecular function: RNA binding; 5'-3' exonuclease activity; RNA endonuclease activity. Gene Ontology annotation, cellular component: mRNA cleavage and polyadenylation specificity factor complex. Bases 298 to 2412 code for a protein of 704 amino acids.
UGGACUCUCCUGAGGGAGUCACUUGAAGUAUGCAGUCCUGACCACAUCACAGCCGCACCGCAUACCAAUACCAGGCUUUUUUUCAGGUCAUCAGAUUUCGUCCCAUAGCCCUUUGUCCUUACUAUCCCCCGACGGUUCUGCGGCUAUAUAUAGGGCGUUCUUAAACACCAGAUUUUUCUUCUACAAACGAGAAAGGGAAAAGCGGGUGUAAACUCUCUGAAUUCUUGAUAACUAGCGCAACCUUCUCAAUCUAAUAGUCGUCUCACCGUAGAGGGAGAGAGAGACAGAGAUAGAGAAAUGGCUGCAACAGGAGAUGCUCAAUCAGCUAAUAAAUCAAUGAAGAGAAGUUCUUCAGUGACGAGAGAAGCAGGGGAUCAACUAAUAAUUACCCCAUUGGGUGCUGGUAAUGAAGUUGGUCGUUCUUGUGUUUACAUGUCUUACAAAGGAAAAACUGUUCUGUUUGAUUGUGGAAUUCAUCCAGCUUAUUCAGGAAUGGCUGCUUUGCCUUACUUUGAUGAGAUCGAUCCUUCAACCAUUGAUGUUCUUCUUGUUACCCACUUUCACUUGGAUCAUGCGGCGUCACUUCCAUAUUUUCUAGAGAAGACCACCUUCAAAGGACGCGUUUAUAUGACUCAUGCAACAAAGGCUAUCUACAAGUUGCUUUUAUCAGAUUAUGUGAAAGUUAGCAAGGUUUCAGUUGAAGAUAUGUUGUUUGAUGAACAAGACAUUAUCAAGUCCAUGGACAAAAUAGAGGUUAUUGACUUCCACCAAACUCUAGAAGUGAAUGGAAUUCGCUUCUGGUGCUACACUGCUGGGCAUGUCCUUGGUGCUGCCAUGUUCAUGGUUGACAUUGCUGGAGUUCGGGUACUCUACACAGGGGACUACUCACGCGAGGAAGAUCGCCACCUUCGUGCUGCCGAAACUCCUACAUUCUCUCCUGAUAUCUGCAUUAUUGAGUCAACCUACGGUGUCCAGCUCCAUCAGUCACGGAUUGUACGGGAAAAACGAUUCACUGAAGUAAUUCACUCAACGAUCGCCCAGGGUGGCCGUGUCCUCAUACCAGCAUUUGCCCUCGGUCGUGCACAGGAACUGCUUCUUAUUCUUGAUGAGUACUGGUCGAAUCACCCUGAACUCCACAAUAUUCCAAUAUACUAUGCAUCCCCUCUUGCCAAGAGAUGCAUGGCUGUGUACCAAACCUACAUCAACUCUAUGAAUGACAGGAUCAGGACUCAGUUUGCUAACUCAAACCCCUUCGACUUCAAGCACAUAUCGCCAUUAAAGAGUAUUGAGAAUUUUCAAGAUGUGGGACCAUCAGUGGUGAUGGCAAGUCCUGGGGGUCUACAGAGUGGUUUAUCGAGACAGUUAUUUGAUCUGUGGUGCUCUGACAAGAAGAAUUCUUGUGUCAUACCUGGGUAUGUAGUCGAAGGGACCCUUGCAAAGACCAUAAUCAACGAGCCCAAGGAGGUCACCCUCAUGAAUGGUCUCACUGCGCCGCUCAACAUGCAAGUGCAUUACAUUUCUUUCUCAGCCCAUGCUGAUUUUGCACAAACAAGUACGUUCCUGAAGGAGUUGAUGCCCCCUAAUAUUAUUCUUGUCCAUGGAGAAGCAAACGAGAUGGGUAGGCUCAAACAAAAGCUCAUCACACAAUUUGCUGAUAAAAACACUAAAAUCAUAUCUCCAAAGAAUUGCCAGUCUGUUGAAAUGUACUUCAACUCUGAGAAAAUGGCCAAGACAAUCGGAAAACUAGCUGAGAAAACCCCAGAACCAGGCGAAACAGUUAGUGGCCUGCUAGUAAAGAAAGGGUUUACUUAUCAGAUAAUGGCUCCAGAUGAUCUUCAUGUAUUCUCACAGUUAUCCACAGCAAAUAUCAUUCAGAGGAUUUCAGUCCCUUACACUGGUGCCUUCGGUGUGAUAAAGCAUAGGCUGAAGCAGAUCUAUGAGAGUGUUGAAUCACCACCAGAUGAAGAGUCCGAGGUCCCUAGUUUGCUAGUGCAUGAAAGGGUUACGGUGAAGCAGGAAACAGAGAAGCAUGUUUCUGUGCAGUGGACGUCAGAUCCAAUCAGUGAUAUGGUCUCAGAUUCGAUUGUUGCUCUGGUUUUGAACAUAAGUAGAGAAAUGCCGAAAGUUACAACAGUGGCUGAAACGGCUAAAACAGAGGAAGAAACAGGGAAAACAACAGAAAAGGUGAUUCACUCUCUGUUGGUAUCACUAUUUGGCAAUGUCAAGAUUGGCGAGCAGGGGAAAUUGGUAAUUACGGUCGAUGGGAAUGUGGCCCAUCUUGGUAUGACAACUGGGGAUGUUGAAUGUGAAAAUGAAAGUCUUAAAGAGAGGGUUAAGACAGCUUUCCGGCGGAUCCAUAGUGCCAUGAGACCCAUCCCACUCUCUGCAUCUCAGACUGCAGUUUCUCUAUAGCAUCCGCAGCUCUGGAUUGCGGUUUCCGGUUCGUAGUUCCUAACUGGCUCUGUAGAUUAUAAUUCUGAUCAUCAAAUUGAGGUGCGACUUACCUUUUGUAUUAUGCAGAACCUUUCAGUGUGUCUGUGUAUUUAACUUUAAGUGCCUCGGAUGCACUGUGAAGGAAAUUCAUCUCUUGUGCUUUCAUUACCCACAUCUGUUUAAGUAGACAUCCUUGGGUUAUUAUUAUUGUUAAGAGUCCAGGGUUUCGGUAUCACUGGUAAAUGUGUUUCCUGGUUAGGGAUAAAACAUUACCUUGUUCUGAAUGGUGGAAUUUGUUUAAUUUAGUUUGUUCUUAUAUUUGUCCAGAAUUAUAACACAUUUGGCCUGUAACGCCGAACUGGUAGCUCUUUAAAAGAUUUCUUAUAUUUGUCCAGAA